Ciona intestinalis (vase tunicate) is the source of this 3015-nucleotide messenger RNA. Its product is annotated as conserved oligomeric Golgi complex subunit 7. Gene Ontology annotation, cellular component: COG complex. Gene Ontology annotation, biological process: retrograde vesicle-mediated transport, Golgi to endoplasmic reticulum; Golgi organization; intracellular protein transport. NCBI's taxonomy places the organism in Eukaryota, Metazoa, Chordata, Ascidiacea, Phlebobranchia, Cionidae. The record is from RefSeq and is a predicted model, not a curated record.
AAACAAUUAGUGGAAAAACAUGUCUGACAAAACUGCAGAGAAAGAUAAGAAUGAAACAAGUGAUCUUGGUUCGUUGGAAGAAGAUGAUGAAUUUGAAGAGUUUCCAGCAGAAGAGUGGAGUGCAGCGGAUAAGGAACCCGAGAUCUUCUGGGAGGAAAACUGGGAUGACGAUAACAUUGAAGAUGACUUUUCAAAACAACUUCGAUCAGUUCUUGAACAAACUGGGCAAAUGAAAUAACCCCUCUUGUAUUCGUGUUCAUUUCAUGAAUUUCAUCUUUUAUAUUGUGAUAAUGUAUGGAGCUUUAACGGUUAAGAUUGUUGGGCAUACUGAAAUGCAUUAAAAAAUCCUAAACUAUAACACAAAAUUGAUUUGUCAUUUUUUUGUCAAAAUAAGUGUAACUUUUGUUUUAACAUGUACAUUUAAAAUAUUAAUCUACCAAUAAAUUUAAACACUGCAAUCAUUUGUAUACAAUAAGUUUUACUACAAAACUACUUCUGUUUCCACCGAAGGUGCUCAAAAUGGAUUUUUCUAAGUUUUCUGAUGAUAAUUUUGAUGUGAAAGAGUGGGUAAAUGGUGUUUUUCGUUCUCAAAAAGAUGAACAGCAAAAGGAAGCUUACACAGCAACCCUUGUCACCAAACUACAACGUUAUAUACAAGAAGUAAAUCGAUCAUUGGAAGAAAUAUCUCAACAAGCAGUUGGUAAUCUACCAAGGGUACUUCGUGACGUGGAAACAUUAAAGAAAGAAGCAACCUUUCUAUGGCAACAAAUGCAACAGGUCAAAGAAGAAAUUCGAAGUGUGGAACAACGGACUUCACAUUCUAUGGAGGUUUUGGUUAAAAUUGACAGCGUUCGAUCACGAGUUGAGCAAGCUUCUGCUGCUUUGAAAGAAGCAGAUAACUGGUCAAGUCUUGCUUCAGCUAUUGAAGAUAUAUUCCGCUCGGGAGACAUUGAAGCGGUUGCAGCUCAACUACAAAGCAUGCAAGCCAGCUUAGUUGUUUUAAGGAACAGUCCAGAUUAUGAUGAUAAGGUUUUACACUUGGAAGCAUUAAAAAACCGACUUGAAACUGCAGUAAGUCCCAGUGUGGUUGCUACUUUCAUGAAUCACAACACUGCUGAAGCUAAUAAAUAUCACACAAUAUUUCGAAACUUAGACAGAUUGGCAGAAUUUCGAAAUUAUUACCUGAAAUGUCAUCGUGCACGUGUGAAUGGAAAGUGGCAGGAGAUCGUGUCUGGUGAAAAUGGUGACUCGAAACCAGUGACAGAAACUACAGACUUUGCACUCCUCGGUGAAUUCUAUGAACUUCUACUGUCUGUGUGGCACACAGAGGUUAAAUGGUGCUCUGCUGUGUUCGGGAAAAUGGAGUCUAUUUUAAUUAUUGGUCAACUUCUCUUGGAAGUCACACUGUCCGUUGAAUAUGGUCCAAACACAAUGAUAAGCAACUCAGUUGCUGGAACAUCGGUUGAAAAGUUGGAUAUGUUACAACGAAUGUAUACAACCACCAACACUUUCACUCAAGAUCUUAAACAAGCAUUAUAUCGUGAUGGAGGUGUUAGUGCUUUUGAUGACAGUAUGCUAAGCAAGUUAUCUGAUGCAUUCUGGCAUCCAUACAUCACCCAUUUUAUGAGAUAUGGAGAGAUGGAAACAGAAGCCUUGCUUACUGGGCUUGCAGAUGUUAGAAUGGAUUCGCGAGAUUUAAUUGAUCUCACCCAACUUUUGGACUCCUCAGUAAAGAAAUUAUUUGAUGGAGCUCAAGCUUCUGUUAAUAGAUGUGAUAAGUUAACAGGUUUUCUUGGUGUAGCUGGUUUAAUUGAUGCCAUAGAGAAAUACAUCCCAGAAUAUUGUGACCGCUUUGCUCGUCAGUUGCGAACAAUAGCCACAUCUUGUGGAAUUAAUAAAUCCAUGAAAUCUGACAGUGACGUCACAGAGGAUGAGGAUUGGACCGUGUUCCAAAACUGUUCCCGUUUGAUUUCCACUUGUGGAAAGUUACUUCUACGUUUUAGUUCCUUCCAUCAAACCUUCUUUUCAUCUCUUCUCCUUGUUGAAAUUACUGAUAAGUCAGCUCCAUGGAACCGCUACAAUUACCUCAAAUGUGGGGACCCUGAGAUUUUCUCCGCUUUUCGUGGAUUGGUUGCGUCAGCUAAUGACGACUCCACUAUACAAUUCUUUCCUAAUGCUAAACGUCGAAUUCAAGACCUUAACCAACAAGCGCAAAACCUUGCGUUUAAUGUUGCAUUUGCGCAUGUCAAGCGACAGCUUUCUUCUUUACCGUUUAUUCAAGAGGACCAUGAAGAUGUAAAUGACGCUAUCAUAUCUCAGAGCGAAAUGCCAAUGUUCAGUGUCUCACCGAGUGAAAGAGCAACGCACAUCGGUCAGUACCUUAUGACUUUGCCACAACAUUUGGAACCCUUUGCCUUAUUAGACACUGGUAACGACGAUCGUGCAUUAGAGGUUGCGUUGCGUAAUGGUAAACUUCCAUUUCCUGCUGUAGCUGUUGAAGGUGGGGCAGAAGAAGAGGAUCUUGAAAAUAUGGCAGAUAUGUGGCUUGGUUCAAUCGUCAGGGCAACAGAGCAUACUUAUGUUGAAGCUGUCAGUCAAAUCCCAACUCUCAGUCCUGGCUCCGCACGCCAACUUGUUGCAGAUUUUGACUACAUGGCAAAUGUUGUUGAUUCAUUAGGUUUGUCAACAUCCAAUGAAGUACUGCAACUCCGAGAACUGCUUAAUGCUCAAAACAGUGAGGAUUUUAAAAAAGCUACCAUUAAAGCACCACAUCGCCUUAGUUCUGUUGUAUCUAGCAUGAGAAAAAUGAGUAUGUGAAGAAAAGCUUUUGAUGCCGCAGUAACAUGUAGAAAUAUAUUCUGGUGCAAUAUUUAAAUGUAUUUUGCGUUAGGGCAGCUGUGCGAAGUGCCUAGAAACCCUUACAGCUGUCCUGAUAAUGUUGUAUAAGUAUACUAGUUCAUUUGUUAUUCGCUGUUAUUAAUAUGGCAUUGUGAAUUAUAUUCGCCAGAAUAUUCA